Chilo suppressalis (striped riceborer) is the source of this 976-nucleotide messenger RNA. The record is from the annotation of a GenBank genome assembly. NCBI's taxonomy places the organism in Eukaryota, Metazoa, Arthropoda, Insecta, Lepidoptera, Crambidae.
CGUAAUUUUUCUUUGACGUUUCUUUCAUUGUUUACUAAAUAAUGUGAUUUCAUUAAUUUAACAUAAAAAUGCUUCUUCAUUUAUUCUUAUAGACUUUAGCAAAAUAUUGAUCCUUAUUACGAGGUUUAUUUUCUCCUAAAGCGUUCAAUACUAGCCGUUUCUUUAUGAGUCAUGCUAUCUAGUUGUUUUUUGUGUUGAAUGUUGGCUGUGUUGAAUAGCCAUGAAAUGCUACAAAUCAUGACUUCAGGACCAUAUAACUAUUCUUACAUAUUUAAAUAUAUUAUUAUUGGUGACAUGGGUGUUGGAAAAUCUUGUCUACUGCAUCAAUUUACAGAUAAGAAAUUUAUGGCGGACUGUCCCCACACUAUUGGUGUGGAGUUUGGUACUCGGAUCAUUGAAGUGGCAGGACAGAAAAUUAAAUUACAAAUUUGGGAUACUGCUGGUCAGGAAAGAUUUAGAGCUGUUACGCGAUCUUAUUACAGAGGUGCAGCUGGUGCCUUAAUGGUUUAUGAUAUAACAAGAAGGUCGACUUACAAUCAUCUAAGCAGCUGGCUUACAGAUACCCGUAAUUUGACAAAUCCCAGCACUGUGAUAUUUUUAAUUGGUAAUAAAUCUGAUUUGGAUGGUCAAAGAGAUGUUACAUACGAGGAAGCCAAACAAUUCGCUGAUGAAAACGGGUUAAUGUUUGUCGAGGCUAGUGCUAAAACGGGGCAAAACGUAGAGGAGGCAUUCCUCGAGACAGCGAAGAAAAUAUAUCAAAGCAUCCAAGACGGUAGGCUGGACUUGAACGCCGCAGAAUCGGGCGUGCAGCACAAGCCCGCGUCGCCGGGCCGCCCCCUCGCCGCGCCGCCCGCCGCGCGCGACAACUGCUCCUGCUAACCGACUCCGGCGUCGGCUUACAUUACCGCACCCCGGGCACCUCAUAGAGUUAUAAAAAUAGAGUGGGGAAGGCGGCUCUAAGGCCCGUAUGAUGCCC